AUAGAGAGAGAGAGAGCAAUCUCAGUUUCUGAAGUAAGAAGGAAAGAACCCAUCUUGGAUGGAACAAAACAACAGUUUCAGGAGAGACUCCUUAGAAAUCACUCUCGAGUAAUUUUCUUUUGUGGGAUCGGUAUCAGGAAACCAAAUCGAAGUCUUUCUGCUCCUGAUAGGAGUGGAUUAUCAUGAUGGGUACCGAGCGAAAAUGGGAGGAAACACGGUCUGAUGACCCCAAGGAUGACGACCUUGGGCUUUGUUCUGGAUUUGCCGUGCCUGAGAUUGACAGUGCCCCGGUGGCUGAUAUGAUUAGUAGCUUGCCGGAGGGCAUUCUUUCUUCAAUCAUAUCCUUAGUGUCAUUGAGGGAGGCGGCAGCUACUGGAAUCCUUUCAAAAAGAUGGAGGUACCUUUGGAUGAGCUCUUUUAACCUUGAUUUAGAUGGAAAAAACAUGUUUGGGGACCACUUCCAAUGGCAGUGUACCCAAUGGAAACAGAAGAAAAAGAGUAGAUUUGUGAGUUGGGUUAAUCAUAUUCUGGAACUCCAUGUUGGCGAAAAGGUUGAUUCUUUUAGGCUCGAGUAUCCCUUGCGGGAUUAUAGCUGCGAUGUUGAUCGAUGGAUUCAAUUUGCAAUUGAUACGCAUGUUGAAAAGCUUGAUAUCAACCUGUUUGAAGAUGAUUCAUUAGAUUCAUAUGAUGAGCUCUAUCAAUUUCCCCAUUGGCUAUUUGCUCAAGUGGGAAAACGAUCAAAAAUAAAGAAAUUGUCUUUGGACUCUUGCAGAUUGAGUCUUCCGACAAACUUCAGUGGUCUGAACCUACUUUCAUCUAUCUAUUUGGCACGCACAAGUUUAGAUCAAGAGAAUGUGGAUAGCGUUUUGGCUAAUUGUCCAUUUCUAGAACGGUUUAGUUUGCGUAUGUGUUGUUGUCCGGCUCGUUUGAAGUUUUCUGGUGGAGGCCGUUUUCUCAGUCUGAAAGACUUGAUGAUAUUUCGAUGUUAUCCUUUAGAAAAUGUUGAAAUUCGUGAUGCCAAAAAUGUUACAUCAAUUACAUACACUACAGACAUGUUUGGACAGGUCUUCUUAAAGGGCGGUGCACAACCUCUUAGGUUAUGUUUAACUAUGGAUUUUGAUCCUUCAUCUCAUACGACAUAUGUCCUUGGCACUCUUCCAAAAGAUUUUCCACAAGUUGAGAGUUUAUCUCUGUCCAUUCCGUUUAUCAGGAUACCUAUACAGUUUACCACCUUUACUAGACUCAAGAAAUUGAGCCUAUCAGAUUUAAGCUCACAAAAAAAUCUCCUGGGCAUGAUCUCUGCAUUUUUGGAGGCUGCACCAUCGUUGGUUCAUUUUUACAUUGAUCUCAGUCUUGCCUGCAAGGAAAAUGAAAAUGUAGAGCGCAGAAAGAUAGUUGAACAUGCGGAGUAUCUAAAGCACAAAAAAGUAACUCUUACUGAAUAUCGUCAACAUCAGCAUCUUAAGGAAGUGGAACUACACAGUUUUAGUGGUUAUCCAUUUGAAUUUGACCUUGCUAUAUAUCUGCUCAAAAAUGCUGGUGUUCUUGAGAAGAUGAGCAUCGAUCGAGUAACUUCACUCUAUUCAGGAGAUGGUGAACGUGCAAUUAUUCCUUAUGGAGAGCCUGAAAUCAAACGAGAGCAGAUUUAUAUCAUUCUGCGUUUGGAGGUGCCAUCUACUACUAGUUUAGUGCUUUUGUGAUCUUCGUUGCCAGUAUUUUCCUAAAGGUAGGAUGUGACUUUCCUAUCAAAACUUUGUCAUUCCGGAGUCAUGAGAGUGAUGGUUUGGUUGUUACUGUUUUGUUAAAAAGGCCUGGAAACAAAAAACUUUGGCCAAGGUUUUACCUUUUUCUUAUAGGGACUUAUUUGUUCUA
This is a messenger RNA of Juglans microcarpa x Juglans regia, 1872 nucleotides long. Its product is annotated as F-box/FBD/LRR-repeat protein At1g16930-like. The transcript is spliced from 5 exons. Lineage: Eukaryota; Viridiplantae; Streptophyta; Magnoliopsida; Fagales; Juglandaceae. Bases 183 to 1700 code for a protein of 505 amino acids. Gene Ontology annotation, molecular function: protein binding. The record is from RefSeq and is a predicted model, not a curated record.